AUGGGAGCAGUUCUGGCACCCGCGCCGGUUCAUCUUCUUCGACCCAAACUACCACCAGAACAUCGUCACGCUGUACAGCAUGGUGUCGACCAAAAACGCGACGCCGUGCGUGGGCCCGGAGAUCCAGGUCACCGACUACUACUGGGACAACGACUUCUGUCUGGGCCAGUACAUCGAGCACCUCUGUGUGAACGCGUCCCAGAUGUGCACAGAAGGGUGCGGGCUGACGAUGAAGGAGCACUUCCGGUCGUACGUGCACGGCAGCGGCAAGGUGGAUGUCGUGGUGGAGACGAACCCGAAGCCGUUGCAGGGCUGCGAGAACAUGAUCAUGGCGUGGAGUCUGUGCAAGAGCUGCCAGAACACGACGCCGGUGCUUCCGCUGAGCGACAACGCGUGGAAGUACUCGUUUGGCAAGUACCUGGAGCUAUCCACUACUUCAGUUUCCAGAACCUGGCUGUGCGCGUUGAGUACUCGGAGGUGGAAAUCCUGGAGCUGGUGCCGCCCAAGUUCCAGCUUUUCUGGAAGCCCGAGUACGACCUGCACAUCAAGGUGCAGACGUACAAGCAGGUGGUGAAGCGGACGACGGUGUUUUUCGAGAGCGUGCGGAGCCGGCUGAACCGGCUGAAGCUGGACAGCAUGACGGAGGACCGGAUCGAGGCAGCGCAGCAGCGGGUGCUGGAGCUGAAGAAGCGCGUCGACCAGCAGCAGACGGCGAUGCUCCAGCUGGCCGAGGACAUCUACCGCACGACGCCGGUUUCGGGCCACCUGCGGCUGACGGGGGUGAUCCGCGAGGUGCAGGAGCUGUCGAACGAGUGGAAUUUCGAGUUCCAAGAGUUCGAUAAGGAUUUUCUGCCGACAGAGAAGGAAAUCAAGAAAAUCACGGCGUUCCAGCUGGACCGGCUGUUCAAGGUGGGCGGCGACAAGCCGGGCGAGCUGGCCGAGAAGGAGAAGGAGGAGGAGAAGGAGGAGAAGGAGGAGGAGGGAGCAGGCACGCGGCGACGCGGCAAUCUGGUGCUGGAAAAAAUCCAGGAGCUGCAGCAGGGCAGCAGCGAGCUGCAGAACCACAUUCUGGAGACCGGCGACCGGGUGCUGCCGCGGCUGGCGGAGCUGAACAGCGAGGGCAAGGUCAAGAAGCUGGCGGAGUAUUUCGACGCACAGGAGUUUUUCCGGCAGCGCGAGGAGGAGAAACGCAAACUGCAGGAGAACAGCUACCGGCACAAACUGGUGGCGUCGCGCCCGACGGUGGAGGUGUACAAGAACGUGAAGGACGCGGUGGAGGAGGAGCGCGCCGAGUCGGACAGGCGGGAGGAGCCGAAACAGCAGCCGGCGCAGCCGCAGCAGCCGCAGACGCAGCCGGAAAAAUCGUCGCUGCUCAAGUCGCUGACGCAUUUCUGGGCCGACCGGUCGGCGACCCUGUGGGAGCCGUUGUCGUUCCCGCUGGGCCCGACAGAGCACAUCUUUGUCGACUCGGACGUGAUUGUCCGCGAGGACGAGCCAAGCUCGAUUAUCGCGUUCUGCUUGAACACGGCAGAUUACGGCUCCAAGCUGUACUACCAGGAAAAGCAGCAGCAGCAGGACGAGACCGACGACGGCGACUCUGCGUCGGCGCGGUCGGAACAGGAGACCAAGCAGAGCGCGCCCAGCAGCCACACGGGCGCCGGCACCGCGUGCUCGCCCGACCUCGAGAAAAUCAUGCUGAAAAAAGGCUUCCAUCUGAAGUACCAGUUUGAGGAAGGGUACUCGACGAUAUCGUGCAAAAUCUUCUUUGCCGAGCAGUUCGACGCGUUCCGCAGGCAGUGCGGCGUGAGCACCAAGUUCGUCGAGAGCCUGUCGCGGUGCGUGAAAUGGGACUCGACGGGAGGCAAGUCCGGGUCGGCGUUUCUCAAGACGCUCGACGACCGGUUCAUCAUCAAAGAGCUGAGCCGGUCGGAGCUGGAGGCGUUUGUGCAGUUUGCGCCGAGCUACUUCGAGUACUUUGCUCAGGCGCUGUUCCACAGCCUGCCCACGGUGCUCGUCAAGAUCUUCGGAUUCUACCAGAUCCAGGUCAAGACCAACAUGCCGGGAGCGCGCUCGUACACGAUGAACGUGCUCAUCAUGGAGAAUCUCUUCUACAACCGCAAGAUGACGCGGAUAUUCGACCUGAAGGGCUCGAUGCGCAACAGACACGUCGAACAGACCGGCAAGGAGAACGAGGUGCUGCUGGACGAAAACAUGGUGGAGUACAUCUACGAGUCGCCGCUGUUUGUGCGCGAGAACGCCAAACGGCUGCUGCGCGCGUCGUUGUGGAACGACACGCUGUUUCUCGCCAAGAUGAACGUGAUGGACUACUCGCUGGUGGUGGGCAUAGACUCGGAAAACAAGGAGCUGGUGGUGGGCAUUAUCGACUGUAUCCGCACGUUCACCUGGGACAAGAAGCUGGAGAGCUGGGUCAAGGAAAAGGGCCUGGUAGGCGGUACCGGCGUUGGCAAGGAGCCGACGGUGAUCACGCCGAAACAGUAUAAGAACCGGUUCCGCGAGGCGAUGGAGCGGUACAUUCUGAUGGCGCCGGGGCCGUUCUACACCAGCACGUGA
Messenger RNA from Ogataea haglerorum, 2571 nucleotides. RefSeq lists its product as uncharacterized. The record is from RefSeq and is a predicted model, not a curated record. Gene Ontology annotation, cellular component: endosome membrane; fungal-type vacuole membrane. Gene Ontology annotation, biological process: phosphatidylinositol phosphate biosynthetic process. The coding region runs from base 1 to 2571 and encodes 856 amino acids. Gene Ontology annotation, molecular function: 1-phosphatidylinositol-3-phosphate 5-kinase activity. NCBI's taxonomy places the organism in Eukaryota, Fungi, Ascomycota, Pichiomycetes, Pichiales, Pichiaceae. The transcript is spliced from 2 exons.